Messenger RNA from Drosophila subpulchrella, 492 nucleotides. Its product is annotated as holotricin-3. The record is from RefSeq and is a predicted model, not a curated record. Lineage: Eukaryota; Metazoa; Arthropoda; Insecta; Diptera; Drosophilidae. The coding region runs from base 1 to 492 and encodes 163 amino acids. The transcript is spliced from 2 exons.
AUGAAAGUAUUCGUAUGUCUUCUGGCGCUGGCCGCCACUCUGGCAACCGCCAAUGCAGGACUUCUGGGGCUCCUGAAGGGAGGCACAGGUGGCUAUGGCGGCGGAUACGGUGGUGGCUAUGGAGGAGGAUACGGCGGUGGUGGCGGCGGUGGAGUCCAGGUCGUCAAAGUGAUCAGCACCUAUGAGGGAGGACACGGAGGUGGUGGAGGCUAUGGUGGUGGCUACGGAGGUGGCUACGGAGGAGGCGGCUGGAGCUCUGGAGGUAGCUCCGGAGGUAGCUCCGGAGGUGGUUACGGAGGUGGCUACGGAGGUGGUUACGGUGGUGGUCAUGGAGGCGCCAGCCACGUGGAUGUCUACAAAGUGAUCACAACCACUCAUGGAGGCAGCUACGGAGGAGGUGGCUGGAGCUCUGGAGGUGGUUACGGAGGUGGCUACGGAGGUAGCUACGGAGGUGGUUACGGUGGUCAAUCCGGCUGGUGGAAAACAAAGUAA